Galleria mellonella (greater wax moth) is the source of this 3657-nucleotide messenger RNA. Its product is annotated as homeotic protein labial-like. Gene Ontology annotation, biological process: regulation of transcription by RNA polymerase II. NCBI's taxonomy places the organism in Eukaryota, Metazoa, Arthropoda, Insecta, Lepidoptera, Pyralidae. Gene Ontology annotation, cellular component: nucleus. Gene Ontology annotation, molecular function: RNA polymerase II cis-regulatory region sequence-specific DNA binding; DNA-binding transcription factor activity, RNA polymerase II-specific. The coding region runs from base 209 to 1213 and encodes 334 amino acids. The record is from RefSeq and is a predicted model, not a curated record. The transcript has 2 exons.
GCCGUCGUGAUCAGUGUCGGUCGGCACACCUGACGUGCGGUCGCGCGUUUUCCAUCGCACGGCGCAUCACUAGCCCGUUUAAAAUUCGAACUCGCCGAUAUCCGGAACGCCAAUAGUCGCCGCGCGCGCUCUUUGAUCGAGCCGCCGUAGUGAUGUGUGUGAUUUGAAACGGUUGUCGUUAUCGAUAAACAGGUUGAUCGUGACAAACAUGAUGACCAUGGACAUCGGGAUGUACAACAACCAGCAAAAUGGGUACGGAAGCGCUGAGUACUACCAGCAGGGCGCAGCUUACCAGCAACCUUACGAGGCCUACCACGAGGGCUACUACGAGCCCUCGUCGCAUUACUACGAGCCUGUGCUGCACGGGCAGCCGCCGCAUGAUCAUCCAACCCCUGUGAUAAGCACAGACACUGGAUUGUGCUAUACGAAUUUGGAUUAUGGGGAGCUGCAGCCGAACUAUCCGUUACACACGUUGCCUCCUCACCCUGAGCCUUUUAAACACAGAGAAGAUGUUCCGAGGCCGGAGGAGAUGCACAUGCAUGACCACAAAUUGGACAAUCAUUAUUUGGAGACGAAGUAUAACAUGCAUUUUGUUGACGAGUCAGCAAUACAGUACACGGGUUCGCCCCUGCCUUGUGCUGAGUUCGAACACUAUCAGCCAAAGGAUGAGUUUGGGGGGUUGAGGGAAGGGUUCCCGCGGGAGGGGGAAUGCAUGAGUGCGCACAGCCAUAUUCCCGGGACCCACCAGCAACACCCAUCGCACGCGGCGGUGCCUACUUACAAAUGGAUGCAAGUGAAGAGGAAUGUUCCCAAACCCACCGCACCGAAACUGAUGAUACCGCCAGCAGAGUUCGUGAACCAAGGCGGCAUCGGCAGUCCCCAAGAAGGAAUGCGCACACCGACCGGCAGUCAGAUGUUGGCCAACCCACUACUUAACCUGAACAACACCGGCCGGACCAACUUCACGAACAAACAACUGACCGAACUGGAAAAGGAGUUCCACUUCAACAAGUACCUGACGAGAGCGAGACGAAUAGAGAUAGCGUCGGCGUUGCAACUGAACGAGACGCAAGUCAAAAUAUGGUUUCAAAACAGACGGAUGAAGCAGAAGAAAAGGAUCAAGGAAGGUCUAAUCAUAGCACCUGAGGUGACGCCGUCGCCGUCGCAAAACAACGCCGUGGGCUCCAACGAAAACAGCAGAGAGUCAAGUUAAGCUGUUUACAGUGAUACCGUGGACUUUAUAAAAGAAAAUGAGACUUUACAAUGUAAAUUCGGUAUAAAGAUUAACAAAACAGAGACGUAUUGAGUAUGUGUUGGUAUAAAGAUAAUGAUUUUAUUUUUUUUACGUUCUAAUUUUAAACUCGUGCUCGCGAUAUAAGUAUAUAUAAAUUCCCCGAUAGAUUAGAUAGUUCAAUUGAAAAUGUAGAUACUAAAUCAACUCUCAUCUGAUGAUUCACAUACUACAUAAGUGGUAUAAACACAACAUCAUCACAUCUUAAGAGAUUAACAAACAAUCAUCUAAAUUACUAAAAAGAAACAGCAAAUUGUCAAUUGAAAAGUUUGAUCAAACUGUUUAUAAAUACUUUUAGCGAUAAGGUCGUCCAUUGUUCUCUCAAUGUGAUUAUUUCUUGUAAUUGUUUGUAUCUAUAAUAAGUUUACUACUGUAAUCUUUUAGAGGAAACAAUAAAGAGUAUCAAUCUAUGUUUUCAACGUUUGUAUGUUUCGUAUACUGGUGAUGAUAAAACUGAAACACAGCCAUAAAACUGAGUAAAUAUUGAUAUAAGGAAAAAACUAAAAAACUUCGCUCCACGCAUCUCUGUUUUGUUAAUCUUGCCAGUGAACUAAUGAAGUGUAGAAGUGGACACUAUGGACAGUAGUACAAACUAAUUCCAAUCAAUAAGUUCGACUCCUGAGAGCCUACCAUGAAAUGUUUUCUGAAAUUUCGGAACCAAAAGAAACAGAAAUUUGAUGUUAAAAUUACAUAAUACAUGCCGUUUGGAAAUAUUAAAAAUGUUAAAAUAUCAUUCCUCUGGACUUUUAUGAUAGGAUGUAUGACGAACGAAAUGUUAAACUCCAUUUAUUGGUCCGAUUUUGGUAUAAACAAAAACACGUAGUUGAGUCCGAAAUUUAGGAAUUUCAUUUCACGGUAGACCCGCUGUUGUUUGUUAUUUAAAUAGGCAACGUGUAACGGAACGGGUAAUAAACGUAAUAAUGGUAGAUACAGUCAUAAUAACCAUAAUUUUUAUUUCGGACUUUUUUGGUCCAUUAAAUAUUUAUUAGUAAUAAUAUUCCUAAAACUAAUGUUAGUAAAUUUACACACACAAAUACAAACUAUAAAUACAUAAACUAAAUUGUGAUUACUGAACUUCCAAUGCAUUCCCGUAACGUGAAAAUAGAAACGAACUUUCUAUAACUUUUUAGAAUUCAAAAAACGUGGUUGAUUCUAAGACGCCCUCGGGUUGGUACUGUUUACUAAACUUCUUUACUGAUUGCAAAAAACUGCUAAUUGUAAAUCAAAAUCUAUAUAUUAUCUGUAUAUAGGUACAAUAGAAGAUGUUGAUUGACAUACUGACCCAUAUAUCAACGCACGGCCGAAACCGUUAAAUUUUGAAUCUUGGAAUCUUACAGAACGGUUUUUUAUAUAGCGUGAGUGAACAAUAAAAGAGGAAUUUUGAAAAAUCAACCUCUAAGAGGGUAAAACGAGGGUUGAAAGUUUGUAUCUAUUUAUUUUCGUCAGUUUAGAAAUUAGAAACGAGAAAUUUUAAAUUUAGACUCUAAAUUUAAAACAAUAAAUUAAUAUAUUUAUUGGCUUUUAAAGAAUUCACUUCUAAACAACUGAAAUAGGGCAUAAAAAUUUAUAUGGGAAGCGAAGUUGAGGGCGAAAGCUGGUCCAUAUUCUAAAUUUAAAUAUUUACAAUAUAGGGUACUUAUAAAACUUCUUCUACAUAUAGUACUUAUCUAUGAAGCAUCAUGUUAACAAUGAAAAUGGUUUCAUAUUACGAAGCAAUAUACUCUUGUCUUGGAAGAAAAUUCCUCGAAUUCACAACUUGUCAUACUUGUACCGUUACACGUUGUAUAUUUAGUAAAUUAAAUCAUGAUAAAUACAAUGUUUUAUUGCGUUCAAUGGUUUGAUUAUAGCUAUCUAUAGUUUAAGCUCCUUAUUGCUUGGGACAAUAGAUUAUAAAAUAUAUAUAUAUAUUAUCUCAUAAUUUCAUUAAAUUAUAAUCAUCCGAAACAAUAUAACUGCUAUAAUUAAUUUAUUAUAUAAUACUUAGCCCUAUUUAUCAAAUCAAUAUCUUUUUUAUUACAUAUAAUCAAUUUGUUUUGAAUUCACUAAACCAUUGUAAAAGCGAUUUCCGUAAUAUCAUUGACGCCUACUUAAUCGGUCUGGUAACGGCGUGACCAAUAUCUCUUUAUAGCAGUUGUAUUAUUAUAAUUAUUAAACAGUUUUUUAAUAAAACAUUACCGCUUAAUACAUAUGUUUCUCAGAUGAGAAUAAAGUGGAUUAAAAACAAAUUUAUCUAAGUAUUCUUGAAGCAAAAUUGUACUAUGAAACUCUACCAGUGGCCGUAGCCCAGCACGUAGGUAACAUUGAGGGGCAAUACACUACCAUAAAAAGCCCAAUGCCCUACCUUAAAAUGUAAAUCCCCAAGAAAA